Messenger RNA from Porites evermanni, 7286 nucleotides. The record is from the annotation of a GenBank genome assembly. Lineage: Eukaryota; Metazoa; Cnidaria; Anthozoa; Scleractinia; Poritidae.
CUUUACACCUUUGCAGGAGAGACGGGAUCUGGAAAAAGUAGCUUAAUAAACCUUAUUCUCGGCGAGGAGCUUCUUCCAUAUUCAGUUUUAAGUACAACGUCUACCAUAUGCGAGCUUAAGUUUGGGAAGGAACGCAAAAUCGUGGCUCAUUUUAAAGAAAAGGAUCGGGCAACAAAGACUAUCCAGUUAAAGGAAUCAACAGAACAAAACUACCUUCAGCAAAUUUCUCCUUACAUCCAUGUGAAGACUGAUCGAGAAAGGGGAUCAAUUUUCAAAAAAAUCGAACUCUUUUGGCCUCAAAGUCUCUUGGAGGUAGUUUGAUUGUUACUUUAGCCUAUGCACCUUAAUUUUGUUACGAUUUUACAUUAGAUUCGCGUUAAUCUUGGACAAGGAGUUGGCCAGUUAGUUUUCUCGUUUUUAUGUUCAUGGGUGUUGGUUUUGGGUAGUUUAACGUGGUAGCCGACUUCGUCGCCCAUUGUAAUUUUUCUACCUUGAUAUACAUGUAUAUGACUGUAUGACUUAAUGACUGCUUUUUAUCUUUCACUAUCCCAAAAUACUUCAAAAACGCUAAGAAAAGUGGUCUUGACAGCAAAUCCUUCUAAUGAAGAUAAGUAAGCGUCACGUACGGUACAGUUCAGACUAUAUUGCUACAAGCAGAUAGAAUUCUUGAGUUGCUUGAAGUACAUGAAUAGUCGUCUUAGUUUGAGAUUAAUUUGAAAAACUUAGAACUGACUGGGGUUUUAAAGCGACUUCGAGAGUUUGCGCAAGUGUCAAAACACCCUAUUUUGAAGAGCUGUGAGCGAAUGCGCAUGACUCACUUGGAGAUAGGGCUCAUUCGCCCAUGUUGUAAACCCCACAUUUUUCACAGGAUCUCGCGCGCGUUGCUAAAAAUGGAGUGCUUUUUUAUCACCCCCAAACAUUACUUUGCUGUUUUUGUAUUUCAGAAAGGAAUUGUGAUAAUUGACAGUCCUGGAAUUGGCGAGUCUGAUAUUAUGGACGAGAUAGUCAAACAGUAUCUACCCCAAGCGUUUGCUUUCAUCUAUGUCAUCAACAGUGCAAAUGCAGGCGGAGUUCAGAAGGACAGGGUACGUAUGGCACAGUAUUCGCCAAACUAGUAGAUUUUAUUCUUGGUAAAAUAUAGCAGAGUGGACAAUAGCUCUCCUGACACUAAGCUGAAUAAUAGUUUUAUUAGUGUACCUCUAGCGUACUAGCGUAUUUCAUUGUUUCUUAUCAUGGGUUGGUAAAUGGUGUAAUCUCCCAAGCAGUGACGUUGCUUGUGGUGAGGAGCGUUGCGCGGCGACAAAGCGAAACUUUUUAAUAUAGUUCAAAUUUCUUUCAAGAUAAUUCCCCGAAAAAUAAUUCGCAUCUCACCUCCAGAUAAGAUUCUCUACCUGUAGAACUUUCAAUUAAGUACCACCUUCUUACGACUUUCAGGUCUGGACCCUCAACAAAAAUCUUUUCCUUCCACUUUAAAGUCAUAUUUCCACAUCUUUCAUCCGAUCUCCGUCACAAAUGCAAAGAUUUGUGCGUGAAAUUCUCGUUCCAAAAGCGGAGCUCAGUAAAAUUUAACAGUUAAUUUGGUGGCCAUAAGGAAUUUAAUGUGUCAUUGUUGCUCUUGCAGCUUGAGAAAUUAUUAGAGGAAGUCAGAAACAUAUCUCUUGAAAGACAGGGCGAAUUGCCGUCCAAGUGCGCUUUGUUUGUGUGUAACAAAUGGGACCAGGUCCCGGGGAAAGAAGUAACCGAGGUAAAGAAUCAUGUCGUCAGAAAACUACUAAGAUGCUGGCCUGGGGUUGAUCCUGAAUCACAGAUCAUACAUAUGUCAACAACGAAAGCCAGUAAAGCUCAGGGCCAUGGCUACAUUACAAAUGAAUUUUCCAAUUUGAUGAAUGGCUUGAGGCUCAUGGUGUUGAAGAGUAUUGAAGCCAGGCUGGAAAUUCAUUGGAAGUAAGCAUCAGUGUAUUUUCCCUGAUACACUUAUCGCGUUGGUCAGAACGCCUCCUAAUCUUGUUGUUCUGUUACAAAGCCACAAAUUUCGAGGUGUCGCGGUCGACUGCCGAUUGACCGUCCCUACUGAUUUUAUCAGGGGCAUCAUAAUCAUACAGACUAAGAUUGUUAACCAGACAAUUUAAAUUUUUUUUUUGAAGCAAGAGUCAAAGUUUGACGUCAUAACGACUCACGCCACCAAACGAAAGAACUUGACAACAGGAGGAAAACACUGAAAACCCUUUUUCGUUACGACACGUAAAACUCGAGUUAUUGGACUUGAAAGAUAUUUAAGUCUCACCCGUAGGGACCGUAGUUUUCCUUAAAAAACGAACCCUUUGAUUUUAUUCGAAACAGUUUUUUUUGCAAGAUCGAUAAGCUGAUUUCCCGGUAACAUAAACUAUUUAUAAUUGCCCAAAAGCAAAGCAAAAAAGGGUAACGUGUCAUUUCAUGACUUUACAAAACUGUUUUCCCAUGGAAUUUGGACAGUUAGGAAUUUUCUUUUUUUUUCUUUUUCCUUUAACUUUCGACUGCAAUAAAGACGUUUGAAACUAAUUAUCAUUAGCAAUGGCGAUUGGACAAUAAAACGCUUACCGUAAAUGAUCGAUUAAACGCCGCCGCGCUUAUUUCAUUUUCCCUGUUAUAGGUACGACGCUUAUACGAGGGCGGCGCUUAUUUCAACUACGGGUAAAACACUGAGGGGAAUAUAGAGAGAAUUAAGUGAGGCGCGUACUAGGUAUGCACAAUUUAACAUAAAAUAUGUACACCUCGAACUGUCAUAUGACCCUGUUUUAAGAGUUUCCCUACGUCAAAACUUUACAACUUACGAGUUGGUCGAGGUCUUAUUUCUCAAGCGAUAUAGUUUAGAUAUCUCUUUAGAUCAAGCGCCGUAAGAAAAAUGGGGCAUUAAUUUGUAAACACCAAAUUAGCGCCGCGGCGCUUAUUAAAUUAUUUUCAGUAAAGGUGCGGCGCUAAUUCGAGAGCGGCCCUUAUUCGAGUGACGGAGCUUAAUCGAUCAUUUACGGUAAACUUAGACAUUUUACAAGGGGUACUCCGUUUUUCUUUUACGAAUUUAGUGAAAUUCUUAACGUCAUAUCUCAGUUUAAAUUUAUUUGAGAUAUUGGAAAAAUAUUCAGCUCCCACAACUUGCCUUGAAUUUUUCUCUCAAAAAGAAUAUAAAAAUAUAAAGAUUCAAAAGUUUAAGAAUUAUCGAAUGAAUGACAUCAGAGUAUGUGACGUCAUAAUUUGACAUUUAGCAAUUAAUGAAUGAGGCUAAGUAGGAUAUGAAGAAUUAACCAGAUCGAGGAGGGUGCUAUCCACCGAGGCCGAAGACCGAGGUGCAUAACACCCUCCGAGAUCUGCUUAAUUCUUCAUAUCCUACGAAAGCCGAAAUCAUUAAUUGCUUUAUUAUCCAUUCAAAAUAAUUUCUAGUUUAAAAACAUAGCUAAAACAUGCUUACCUGCAUCGAUGUUAAGUUCAUCUUCGAUAGUGUACGUUUAGGUUUGUACAGCUCCGCAAAUAUUCUCCAAAUAGCAGAUGUCGCCCUCCGAGUUGUCUUCUUGCUGUUUUUGCCAUGUUUUUAGUUAUUAUUUCGCCUAGUUCCAGCUGUAAGUCUCACUCUUGAAACGAGGGAAAUGUCCGCCAUUGUUUUUUUCACAACCAAAACAACUUAGCCUCGUCCCCAGGUCUUCUCGGUUAAUGGUGCAUUAACCUGUAGCGGGCUUCAUUUUUGACGUCAUUUUCUCGUUAAACACAAAAUUCUUUCAAUUUGGUCAUCAGUAACUGGUUAUGGUGAAUUUUGCGUGUGCUCUUAGCCAAUCAGAAUUGGGGAAAUAUUUUGAAUGAAUAAUAAUUGAUGUUAUCCAAUAAGCCAAUUUGAUUGGCCUUAUGGUUUAUACUUUCACGCUAAGUUUGGUAAUGAAAGAGCUAAAGCCAAAAAUAUUUGGUAAAAAUUAACCCAAAUUGUCAAGCUUUGAUGAGCUUGUUCGGUCCCACCGUGUUUAUCGCAAAAAAAGGCGAACUCAUGUAAAUUAUGAUGGAUUGUUUAGUCUGUAAGGCUAACAAAUGAAAUUAUUGUUGUUUUAUUUUUUGUUCUCUCAUUUAGAUGGUUGGAUUACCUCCUUUCUCGAAUAAUCUAUCAGGCAAGAGCCUUCGUAAUGAAUGCUUCCAGAGAUCGCGACAAAGUUAUCCGGAAGAUGGGACAGAUUGUUAACCGUCUAGAAGCGAUUGAAAAACAAAAAAGUGAAGUCGUUGCUGACCUUCAUCAGUACCUGAAGACACGUACAAAAGUCGCUUUGCAGAAGCUAUCCGAGUACCUCUCGUCGGAAGAAGUUAAAGUCCGCUUUACCUCAUGGACAUUAGACGAAGUACCAAGAUCAGAAGACUCCUGGGAAGUAACAAAAAACGAAAUCACAAAAGCGCUAUCAAGACGACUUCGAGAAUUCAUAGAGCAGUGGGAAGAAGAUAAGAAAGUGUUUGCCAAUGCUCGUGCGUCCCUUGUGCAACACUUUCAGACACGCUACAAUUUUGUCGAAGGACAGUUGCGGAACCUUGAGAGCGCCAUCACUGCUGACAGCAUUAGUUUUAAAGUCCAACUUUCACUAGAAACAAAUUUCUCCUUGACUGAAAAAGUUGUCUUCGGCGUCACAAGUCCAAUCUGGGUUCCACUAGGUUUAGUUGCUUUGGUGAUCGGCGUUCCUAUUUAUGGUAUCGUGGCUAUAAGAAGCAUGUUAGAGGAAAGAAAGAAAAUAAAGAAUUACGAAGAGGACAAGUGUGCCUUCAUGAGAGAAGCGUCGGCAGUGUAUCUUGAAGACUUUAAAGAUAAAGAAUUGCUGAAACCUUUCGUAAAAGAACAAAUGAAAGAAGCAAAAGUCUGCCUCGAGCAGAUUGAAGCCCGUCUGCCUGAAUUGAUAGAGGCAGACAAGAUGCUAUGCAAACACCUUCUCGAGGAAAGACGCUCUCAGAAAGACAUAAAAGAUCGCUACCAGCCAAUAAUGGACGAAGGUACUCUUAUCAGAGGGAUCCUGGCAGAAUUUGGGUUCAAAGAAGUUCGAGCCACUGACAUCGCUGCUGAUAAUCUGAACUGGAAACAGGAGGCUUCUUCUCGUCUCGGCCGCGGUGCAUUUGGAGCUGUGUACCAAGGAGAGAUGAAAAGAGAUCAAGACUCCUAUAUCGUGGCCCUGAAGCUGUACAAUGACGCGCUCGAUGCUAGAAAUGCAAGCCUUUUUAUGGCUGAAGUACAAAUUUUAAAGUGAAAAAAUGUCUCAGUGAUUCUGUGCGUUUAUUCUUAGUUGCCGAUAAAUGGCGAACAAUUGAGCAGUGUAUUUAACGCAUGAGACAUAAGAUAAACGUCGUGUGACGGAGACAAAAUGAAGUGAGAUGAGAUAAGAUGAGAUGCUUGUAUCGUGGAGAAUGGCAGCAUGCGAGUCAAAGUUAAAGACGCUUUGUUUUACCUUAAAUCAGACACACACCCAAGAAAAUAUAAGUUGGUGGCGUCUUUACUAGUAUAGAGCGACACUGCAGGCACACUUUUUGUUCAAGCGUCAAACGUUUUACUAUCUUGCUUUUAUGAUUAAUGCUUAACUGACGGAAACUUUUGAGUCUUUGUUUGAGAGGAUCGAAUCAAGUUAGCUGGUCAUUGUAAAUAUAGCUCAGUUAAAAGGUACAUAAAAGGGGGCCAGUGUUCCGAGAUGUCGGAUACGACCCUGCUUUUCCAGGGCGAGCGUUUGUACUGGUAUGUGUGAAUAGAUACGGAUAUGCGCUCUCCAUAAAGUAAAGUAGUAAGGUGUUUUAAUAAAGCUGAUGAGGUGAUACGUUUGAAGGGCAUCGGUAUGGAGGCGUUCGUAAAACUGUCUGUGGCCUGGUCUGUGGUCGGACAGUUGUCUGUUGGCCUCUUCAUUGUAAAGAUUGCUUGACCAAACGACAACGGCUUUACUUUUUUUUGUUUUUUUAAUGUCUUUGCCUAUAAAUAAAUAAAUCAGAUAAAUUAAUUAUUAAUAAGUAAAUUUUUUUGUUAUCGUAAUCAAAACGUAUUUAACCUUCUGGGAAUGAAACUAAUCUGUGGCCUGAAUUCGAUCUUUAUUCCCCGCAGGAGAGGUUAAAUAAAGCCACUUCAGAGACUAUACUUUUACUGUCUUUACUUUUAGGAAGCUGAACCAUCCUCACAUUGUUAAGUUUUAUGGCACUUCACUGCUGCCAGAUCAGCGUUCUGUGAAAAUCAUUCUGGUUUUAGAAUGGUGCAAAGGAAACCUACAGGACCACAUCUUUAAAAACCGUCUGUCAAUUCCUGGGAAAUCAAAAAGUGCUGAUGCCAUCCAAAAUGUUCGUCAAUGGGUCAAAGAGAUCACUGAUGCCCUGGCAUACAUUCAUGGACAAGGGAUUGUUCACAGAGGCCUAAAGCUGGAAAACGUCUUGGUAAGGUCGAAAGCGGUGCUUUAUCUUCGUUCUUUGAAUUGCUUAACAAGCCAAUAAGUGGAUUAGUGAUAUCCGCAAUAAAUGAGUCAGGAAAAAAAAUAAGUGUAUAUUUAGAAGAUCAAAGAAAGAAGUAACGGCUGCUAAACGUCAUUAUCGAUAAGUCAAAAUAGGAAUAUUUUAACAAUAUACAAUAUGCUAAAUAUUUAUACAAACGAUAACUGGCAAAAAACUGUCAAACAAUGUUGAAUAUGUAAAAAAGUUAGGCGAACCUCUUCGUUCAACUUUUUACACGUUUGUAUUGUUACUUUUUUUAGUGUAUAUAUUUUUAGUUAUAUGUUUAGCAUAUUUUUGUCUUGACUUACGUAAUAUAGCAAGCGUUAAAAAGUUGGUCAUUUCUUAAUUAAUUUAUUUUCUAUUCUCUUAAAAAUGCUUUUACGCCUUGUCCUAUAGUAGAUUUGAAUAAUGAAAUCCUACUCUAAGUUUGGUUUCUGUUUCCUUUGAAGCUGUCAGAGGAAAACUCAGUGAAAGUUACAGAUGUUGGCAUAUCUAAAGCAGCAGUAGACAUUACUGGUACCAUGGCUGGAAGCCCUGCUUACAUUGCACCAGAAGUGUUCCACUAUAAGGUGUAUGACAGUAAAGCAGACAUCUACAGUCUUGGUAUAAUGAUGUGGGAGAUCUGGUACGGAGAUCGAGCGUUCGCCAAAACUGAAUCAGCGUCACUAGAAGCUUUCUUCAGAAUGGUGGAUAACGGGUGUCGUCCAGAACAACUAGAAGAUCACCUGGACCCUCCUCCCUGCUGGCAAGAGCUCAUGAAGGAGUGUUGGGAGGCGAUGCCAGAGAAGCGUCCUUCAGCUAAGCAAUGCCAUGAACGAGUUUUAGAUUUUUUUUGA